This is a messenger RNA of Apis laboriosa (Himalayan honeybee), 3726 nucleotides long. RefSeq names its product 1-phosphatidylinositol 4,5-bisphosphate phosphodiesterase gamma-1 (gene sl). The transcript is spliced from 20 exons. The record is from RefSeq and is a predicted model, not a curated record. Gene Ontology annotation, molecular function: protein binding; phosphatidylinositol-4,5-bisphosphate phospholipase C activity. The coding region runs from base 39 to 3614 and encodes 1191 amino acids. Lineage: Eukaryota; Metazoa; Arthropoda; Insecta; Hymenoptera; Apidae. Gene Ontology annotation, biological process: phospholipid catabolic process; phosphatidylinositol-mediated signaling; positive regulation of epithelial cell migration.
UAUCAUUUCUGAUUGAGCAAAUCCAUAAUAUUAUAAACAUGAAUGGUAUAAUACCUGAAAUGGAACAAAUCAUCAGUCAACUUGAAAGAGGAACUGUAGUAACAAAAUUUUUUUCAAGGAAAAGACCAGAAAAAAAAACUCUUAUGAUAAGAAGAGAAACUAGACAAAUUGUAUGGUCAAGGAGUGCAACAUUCAGACCUUUUGAUGGUUCAGUUGAAAUAAGAGAAAUCAAAGAAAUUAAGAUAGGAAAACAUUCUAAAGAUUUUGAAAAAUGGCCAGAAGAUGCAAAAAGAAUAGAAAAUCUUAGAUGUUUUGUUGUAUAUUAUGGUUCUGAAUUUCGUCUUAAAACUCUUUCAAUUUCUGCUCUUAGUGAAAAAGAAUGUGAACUUUGGGUAAAAGGAUUACGUCGCUUGGUUCAAGAUACUAUAAAAGCUCCUUAUCCUUUACAAGUGGAAAGAUGGCUAAGAAAAGAAUUUUAUGCAAUGGAAAAUUCAAGAGAAACAGUUACUUUAAAAGAUAUAAAAGCAUUUUUACCCAGAGUUAAUUGUAAGAUAGCAACAAAUAAACUCAGAGAACUUUUUCAAGAAAUAGAUACAAGGAAUAGAAAUGAACUUGGUUUUGAUGAUUUUGUUAUACUUUAUCAUAAAUUUAUCUUUGAUCAAAAUAAUCUUACAGAUUGGAGUAAAUUACUUAAUUAUUCUAAAACGGGACAGAUUGUGACUGUUCAAGAAUUCCAAAAUUUUUUAAUAACUGAACAACAAGAUCCUUUAGGAAAUAAUGAAGUUGAAGUGUCAUGUUUUAUUAGAGAUUAUUUACAAGAUCCUCAAAGAGAUGUACAAGAACCGCAUUUUACGUUUUCGGAAUUUAUUGAUUUUUUAUUUUCAAAACAAAAUUCUGUUUGGGAUUCAAAAUACUCACGAAUCUAUCAAGAUAUGACCAAAUCUCUUGCGAAUUAUUGGAUAGCAUCAUCACAUAAUACAUAUUUAAUGGGAGAUCAAAUUAGCAGUGAAAGUAGUUGCCAAGCUUAUGUUCGUGCAUUAAGAACUGGAUGUAGAUGUAUAGAACUUGAUUGUUGGGAUGGGCCAGAUGGAAUGCCCUUUAUUUUUCAUGGACAUACAUUAACUACAAAAAUUAAAUUUUUGGAUGUUAUAAAAACCAUUAAAGAACAUGCUUUUGCUACUUCUGAUUAUCCUGUUAUUUUAUCUAUUGAAGAUAAUUGUACUUUACCUCAACAACGUAAAAUGGCAAUUACAAUGCAAGAUAUAUUUGGCGAUAUGUUAUUAGUUCAAUCUAUAGAUAAAAAUGAAACUUGUUUACCAUCACCAUAUGCACUGAGAAGAAAAAUUAUAUUGAAACACAAAAAAUUACCUGAUGGCGUUGACGAAACAUCAUUUCUUAUUCGAAAUGAUGAAAGUAGACAAGAAAUGGAUCUUAGAAAUACAGUUAAAAAUGGCAUUCUAUAUCUUGAAGAUCCUGUUGAUAGAGAAUGGAAUCCACAUUUUUUUGUAUUAACGCAACAAAAAUUAUUUUAUACAGAUACAUUUUCUAGAACCCAAGAAAACGAACAUGAUGAUGAUGAAGAAACUGUAAUUCGGCGACCAACUGAUGGAGUACCAAAUGAUGAAUUACAUUUUGGAGAAAAAUGGUUUCAUGGUAAAUUAGCAAGAGGAAGAGAAGAAGCAGAAGAAUUAUUACGACGUUAUUCACAUCUUAGCGAUGGAACAUUUUUAGUUCGACAAUGCGUUACAUUUGUGGGUGAUUAUUGUCUUUCUUUUUGGCGCAAAGGCAAAGUAAAUCAUUGUCGUAUUAAACUCAAACAAGAAAUGGGACAAACACAAUAUUAUCUUAUUGAUACAAAUUGUUUUGAUAGUUUAUAUAGUUUAAUUACAUAUUACCGCAGUCAUCCAUUAAGAAGUCAAGAAUUUUUAAUCACACUUCAAGAACCAGUUCCGCAACCAAAUAAACAUGAAGAGAAAGAAUGGUGGCAUGCAGAAUGUACUCGAACUUUAGCUGAAGAAAUGUUAAAACGAAUUCCUACAGAUGGUGCAUUUUUAGUAAGACCGAGUGAAAAAGAAAAUAAUUCUUAUGCUAUAUCCUUUAGAGCAGAAAAUAAAAUUAAGCAUUGCAGAAUUAAAUUAGAAGGGCGUCUGUAUACUAUUGGUACUGUGCAAUUUGAAAGUUUGGUUGAAUUAGUUAAUUAUUAUGAAAGACAUCCAUUAUAUAAAAAAAUCAAAUUAAGUCAUCCUGUAAAUGAAGAUGUUAUUAGAAAAAUAGAACUGGAUAUAGAUGAUGGAUCUGUUUAUGGUAUUCCUGGUUAUAUGGAUCCUACUAGUUUUACUUCGAAAGUAACUGUAAAAGCUAUAUAUGAUUAUAAAGCAAGAAGGGAUGAUGAAUUAACGUUAGUAAAACAUGCUAUAAUAACAAACGUACAUCGACAAAGUGGUGGUUGGUGGCGAGGAGAUUAUGGUGGUAAAAAGCAACAUUGGUUUCCUGCUAGUUAUGUAGAAGAAAUAAAACCGCAAGAUAAUCAAGGAGAUUCAGCAGAUUCUAUGAUGUUUGGUAGUCUACAGAAAGGUUCAUUAGAUAUUAUGGGUGCUGUUGUUGAAUUAAGAGUAGGAGGAAGACCUGAUUUAAAAUGGAUAUUAAGAAUACAAAAUCCUAGUAUGUGCUCAGUAUUUGAAGUAGCAACUUCUUCAGAAGAUACAGCAUUAGAAUGGAUGUCCAGUAUUAAAGAAACUGCUCAAAAUGCCAGUGUCAGAGAGAAUCAACAUAAAGAAAUGGAACGUGCAUGGAGAAUUGCUAAAGAAAUGUCUAAUCUAAUAGUUUACUGCAGAUCUGUUGCAUUCAAUUUAGACAGAAUAAAAACAAAAGGUUUUACAUUUAAUGAAAUGAGUAGCUUUCCUGAAACUAAAGCUGAAAAACUUAUGUGUCAACAAGAAAACAAAUUUUUUAUAAAAUAUCAUCAGAUUCAAUUUAGUAGAGUAUAUCCUAAAGGACAACGAAUUGAUUCAUCAAAUUAUAAUCCUGUACCAAUGUGGAAUGCUGGUUGUCAGAUGGUAGCAUUGAAUUAUCAAACUGGUGAUAAAUCAAUGCAACUUAAUCAAGCCAAAUUUAAAGAAAAUGGCAAUUGUGGUUACAUCUUAAAACCUGAAUUUAUGUUUAGAGAUGAUUUUAAUCCAUAUGAUAAGAAUUGUUUAUAUGGAGUAGAAUCACUUAAGUUUUUUUUAAAAGUUAUUGGUGCAAGGCAUUUAAUUCGAUCAGGAAGAGGUAUAGCUAGUCCUUUUGUUGAAAUUGAAAUUAUAGGAGCGGAUUUUGAUUCUGGUACAAAAUUAACAACAAGAACAAUACCUGAUAAUGGAUUCAAUCCUAUGUGGAAUGAAUCCUGUGAAUUUGAAGUUUUUAAUCCAUAUUUCGCAUUCAUACGAUUUGUUGUGCAAGAUGAAGAUAUGUUUGGUGAUAGUAAUUUUAUUGGACAAGCCACUUAUCCUGUGCGAUGUCUACGAUCUGGAUAUAGAAGUGUUCCAUUACAAAAUAAUUAUAGUGAAGACCUUGAACUCGCAUCAUUAUUAAUCCAUCUUCGAAUUAUAUCUUCAGUACAUUCUCAUAAUUUGUAAAAUAAUACAAAAUUACAAGUUUUGAAGUCUAUUUGAAGAUGCACAUUAAAAAUGAGAUAGAUUAUCACUUAAUAUGAAUAUUAUUAAAAAAAAAUGAUAUAUUUUAAUCAAA